AAAAUCGAAGUGAAUCAAACAAUUUAAAGAUUGUUAAAAUUUAUUUUUUACCUAAUCGUUUACAUAUCAACUUGAAAGAAGCAAUACAAAUACUCAACAAACCAUAUAUAACGGAAAGCAUUGAAUGUUGUACACAAAUUAAGCCACAAUCAGGUGAGUGGUACAUAUAUAUUGAAUAUAAUAAUGAACUAAAUAAAAUUUCGGAUGGAAUUGAGUGGGUAGCAACAGGUACUACUAUGUUACCCAAUAAGAAACAUCCAAUGUUAAUAGCUGAAUAUUUUAGUUCUGAAAAUAUUUACAAAAGUGUGUUUAAAUUAAAAAAAAAAAAUAAAUAUAACGCUUCAUUGGUGAAUUAUACGAAUAACCCACUACAAUUGGACUCACCCAACGGUGAAAUUGAAAAGUGCAAAGCACGCGCUGCCAGAAAAAAAUCUAUCAAAAGCAUAAUGAAAAGACGUUUUGGGAAAAGGAAUACAACAGAAAGCGCAACUCAAAAUAGUGGAAAUUUGUAAGUUUAAAAAAAAUAGUCUUAGCAUUUACAACAUAAAAUAAAAAUACCUAUAUACUUUAUGUUCAUAAAAAAUUUUAGUGAGUAUAAUAACUGCGAUUUGCCAUCUACUUCAACUUUAAUACCUGCAGUACAAUUUAUGGAAAUAGCAGAUAGUGGAAAUUUGUAAGUUUAAAAAAAAUAGUCAUAGCAUUUACAACAUAAAAUAAAAAUACCUAUAUACUUUAUGUUCAUAAAAAAUUUUAGUGAGUAUAAUAACUGCGAUUUGCCAUCUACUUCAACUUUAAUACCUGCAGUACAAUUUAUGGAAAUAGCAGAUAGUGGAAAUUUGGAGUAUAAUAACUGCGAUUUGCCAUCUACUUCAACUUCAAUACCUGCAGUACAAUUUAUGGAAAUAGCAGAUAGUGAAAUAUCUGAAUGUAACACAACACCAAUUGAAGAAAUGUCCAGUUUUAGUGGGAUCAACGAUUUGGAUAUUUCAGAUAUAACAUACCAUAAACUCGAAACCACGAUAGAAAGUAUCAACAGGUAAUACUAUCUGUAUACACUGUUAUUUCUAAUAAUUAUUUCUUUUUAUUAUUUCUUGUAUUAUGACUAAAAAAAG
Molecule: messenger RNA, 1112 nt
Organism: Acyrthosiphon pisum (pea aphid)
Lineage: Eukaryota; Metazoa; Arthropoda; Insecta; Hemiptera; Aphididae
Exons: 3
Coding region: 735-1040 (101 amino acids)
Source: RefSeq, a predicted model, not a curated record